This is a messenger RNA of Monoraphidium neglectum, 2109 nucleotides long. RefSeq lists its product as hypothetical. Gene Ontology annotation, biological process: ubiquitin recycling; proteasome-mediated ubiquitin-dependent protein catabolic process. Lineage: Eukaryota; Viridiplantae; Chlorophyta; Chlorophyceae; Sphaeropleales; Selenastraceae. Gene Ontology annotation, molecular function: ubiquitin binding. The transcript is spliced from 13 exons. Gene Ontology annotation, cellular component: cytoplasm; nucleus. The record is from RefSeq and is a predicted model, not a curated record. Bases 1 to 2109 code for a protein of 702 amino acids.
AUGCGCUUCCGCGUUGAGAUAGAGCUCGCGGACUCGGAGAUACCUGUGGCCACAGAGAUACUCCAGGUUAUCAGGCUCCUCACCGAGCACGUCAAGGGGUCGCAACUAGUUGUCAAUGGCGUGCCAUCAGCAGCACAGCCUCCAGCAGGCCAGGGGCUGGCCCCUGCGGCGCUUCCUGCAGCGCCCGCAGCAGUAGCAGCAGCGCCGCCGCCGGUCGCGGCCAGCACAGCAUCCUCGGCGCAGCUGCCGCUGAAGGAGCUUGUUCGCAGCAUUCUUCUGCGUGUCACGCCAGAUGGCGCGAACGCUGAGCAGGUUGCCAAGGAACUGGCCACCGCCCUGGCCACUGCACGACAGCAGCACCCCAGCGGGGGCGAUGAGUUCAUGCGCACACUCCCAGAGGAGUUCACAGAGGCGUUCACGGGGGUGGCUUUUGAUCCCUCGCUCCUCAAGGCGCAACGCGGCUCGGCGCCGUUCGUGCGCGUUCUGGCCGCCCUGCCAGACCCCUACGGCAAGGCGGUGUCGGGACUGGUCGUCAGGAAGACGUUGGGCCAGGUUACAAAGAAGCGUGCGGAGGAUGCGCCCCGCGACAGCUUCACGUUGCAGGCUGAGGCCUUUGCCAUGCUGGCGGCCAUGGGGCUGGUGGCCAACUUUGAUGGCGCCCUGGUCAGCAUGGAGCGCGUGCUGCGCAAGCCAGAGAAUCGUGCAGCAGCUCUUGACACGCUCUGCUACGUGGUCCAGCAGUCGGAGGCAAAGCUGUCGGGUGGCGCCGCCAAGAAGGAGACCCUGGCACUGCUGCUAUCCAGCAUCGACGGGCUGGGCGACCCCCGCUGGGCGCAGGAGACAAACUUCCUGCGCAGCAAACUGCAGCCGCUGGUCCAGGGCGCGCCGGCGCCCGCGCCGGCGCCGGCGGUGCCAGUGCCGGUGCCAGUGCCGUCAACGCCGGCAAUGUCUGCACCACCGCAGCAGCAGGGCGUGCCAAUGCCGGUCCCUGUGCCGGUGCCAGUGCCGGUGCCCAUCCCAGCCCCUGCGCCGCCGCCGGCGGCGGCCUCUGCGCCUGCGAGCACGCAGCUGGUGACCAACAAGUCGGUGCCGCUGGCAGCCGGCUCAAUCUUCUCGCUGUGCUAUGAGCCCAGCAAGCAGCAGCUGGUGAUUGGCGGCAAGGACACGCCGCUGACGGUGGUCGGCCCGGGUGGAGAAAUUGUGCAGCAGUUCCAGCACCCCAACCAGUUUGUGUGCGCCGUGGAUGCCUUCCCGCAGCAUCACAUCGCGCUGGCGUCGCUCUCAAGCGUCCCUGAUACUGGCGUGUCCACCGGCAUUGCUGUGUACAACUCCAACCCCUGGGGCAUCAGGAGCACCAUCAACCGGCCAGGCACGGAGAUGCUGGCAUGCCUGCGGUGCCUGCCUGGAACCAACACCUUUGUCACCGGAGAGUCCUUCAAGACCGCGACGCCAGAGGUGUUCACGGAGGCAGUGUGCAUGUACGACCUGGGCAGUGCGCUGUCGUCGGGCGUCAAUGCGCAGCCGCUGCGCACCUGGACCGAGCACACAGACCUGGUCAGCUGCCUCUCGCCUGUGCCAGGGUCGCCGCACAUGUUCCUUUCAGGCUCCCGGGAUACGACGAUCAAGGUGUGGGACACGCGCCUGGAGCGCAGCGCCGGCGCUCUGCAGCACACGCCCCCCAGCCCUGCAGCGCACCACCUCAUGGUCUCGUGCAUAGACGCCGCGGCGGGCGAGGCGCUAGUUAUCAGCAGCAGCCUGGAUGGCACGGUCUCGGCCUGGGACCUGCGGCGGAUGGCGGGGCAGCCAGGUGCCGCGGCACCGGUGCUGACGGUGCAGGUGGACGGUCAGGCCGUGCUCAAGGUGGCGCUGGCAGACACGCCCUACCCACGGCUGGCGGCGGUGGCUACCGUGGCGGGUAUCUACGCCCUCGACCUGCAGCCCUCUGGCCAAGAGCUGGUGGUCACCAAGGUGGUCCAGGGCACGCUUGCGUCGGACGUCACCAGCCGCCAGUUCAACGACAUCCGCUGGGGCCGCCACCAGGGACAGCCCGUGCUGUUUGCAGCUUGCAGCGACCGCCCACGCGUCGACGUGCUCAGCGUCCUUGUGUGA